Gavialis gangeticus (Gharial) is the source of this 1449-nucleotide messenger RNA. RefSeq lists its product as uncharacterized. The record is from RefSeq and is a predicted model, not a curated record. Lineage: Eukaryota; Metazoa; Chordata; Crocodylia; Gavialidae. The transcript is spliced from 8 exons. Bases 299 to 1210 code for a protein of 303 amino acids.
GGCAGUAGUACCCCGGCUGCCUUAACAGAACUUAGUUAAGUAAUCGUGUUUCUCUUGCAUAAGCUUUUGCUUUCAAGAUGCCUCAGCCAAUCCUGUGCUGAACAAAAAGCUUAUUUAAUACCCACUACUUUCUAAAUAAUGCAUGAUAUUGAUCUUCCUAAACGUGUAUAAAUUCCUGUAUACAGGGGUUUGAGAGGUGCAAUUCCUAAAGACAAAGUGAGACUCCAGCUUUGAGAGUAGCAAAACCACAGCUAGAAGACAUUGCAGAGAUCAGCUUUGGGAGGAAAAAUCCUGCAAGAUGUUUACACACAACAAACUGAAGAUCUUUAUAAUGUUUCUGACUUUUGCCAUCUACAUAAUCAUGGUGGUGCUUAAUGUUGGAGCUGGUACAGGACUCUUCAAAGGUAUAUUCCUCAAUAGCGUCGGAAACAUCUCAAACAAGUACAACACAGGCUUCACACCGGCUGGUGGGACCUUCCUCAUUUGGAAUGUCAUCUUCCUCUGGCAGUUUGCUUGGCUGAUUUAUGCACUCUCAGGAAUCUGCAGAAGGAAUGAACUUGGAUGGGUCUAUAUGAAGCCAGAUUUACUGCCGAUAUCCUUUUAUCUGGUGUGGAUACUGAACAACAUCCUUAUUGUUGGAUGGCUCUUCCUGUGGGACCGAGAGUACCUCAUCCCAGCCUUGGUUUUCCUGGCAGCCCUUACUUUGACCAGUUACCUUUGUCUCUUCAUUUCACACCGAUCCUUGAGUAUUCAUGCUGCUUGGUUCCUAAAGUGUCACAAAGUAGAUCUGUGGCUCAUCCGCAUUCUGGUCCAAAAUGGGAUUGCGCUGUAUGCGACGUGGACUACCAUAGCUACCCUGCUGAAUUUUACUGUCGUGCUGGUCUAUGAGGGAAACGUGUCCAAUAAGACUGCAACUACCAUCUCUCUGUGCAUCCUUGCCAUUAAACUGCUCAUAUGGUUUUACGUUGAAAAUUUCCUGCUGGACAAGUGUGUGCGUUAUAACCUUACCAUUUACCCAGUGGUCAUUAUAGCCCUGAUUGGCAGCGUGUGUAAGAACUAUACCCCUUCACCUCCAAACACCAACAGCAUUUUUCUAGUUGUGCUACUGGUGGUGGCUUGUGUUAUCUUUGUCAUUCGGCUGGGAAUAGUCAUAUGGAGAUGUUGCAAACAGCCUCUAGAACUACCAUCAACUUCCGAGUCUACAGAGUAAAAGAGAAAUGGAGACCUUAUGGGGGAUGUUUUCAAAGGCACAAAUGGGAAUUGGGCACCUAGCGCUUACUGGUAUUCUCUCACAGUGCCCCUGCCCUAGUGCCUUUGCAACUCUCCUAUGGAAGAGUGAAUGCAACAAAGAGGAUAUUAAGGACAGUGCCAUGACUACUGCAUUCAGUAGUGUCUCACUUUCUCCUUCUGCUCUGACCAAUUAUACUUUCCCCAGCACUUUUCACUGGA